Messenger RNA from Engraulis encrasicolus (European anchovy), 1164 nucleotides. Its product is annotated as ladderlectin-like. The coding region runs from base 206 to 832 and encodes 208 amino acids. The transcript is spliced from 10 exons. Lineage: Eukaryota; Metazoa; Chordata; Actinopteri; Clupeiformes; Engraulidae. The record is from RefSeq and is a predicted model, not a curated record.
UGCUUUUACUACUCUGUUGUGACAUUUUUUUGACCUAAUAACUCGUAAAUCAGACUUCAGUUAUUUCCUGGUACGGGUGACCCAGAAUGGUAUAAAAGCCAGACACAGUGUCUUCACUCAUCACUUACUUACUUACCUGCACAGCUGCUCUCAUCUACUACUACAGAUUCUGCCUGCACAAGACAAGGAGCACAUCACAGCCACCAUGAAGGUCCUCAUACUAGCCUCUCUUCUCUGUAUGCUGUUUGCUGCCGGCCACUCUGCACCUGCAGCAGAGGUGAUGGAGGUCCUACCUGAAGGAGAGCCUGCUGUCUCAGACAACGCAGUUGAAGGUGUCAAUCAAGUGGAGCCUGUUCUGUUUCAAGUCGAGGCUGCGGAGGAUCCUGAAGUCCAGAGUGCUCUUGCUGCUGUGGAUCCAGUGGAUAUGACUGAAGAGGAGCAGGCUAUUCCAGACCCGCUGAUGUUCUGCCCCUCUGGCUGGCUGUCUCUUGGCUCUGGCUGUUACAAGCACUUCCCCAGUUCCAUGAGCUGGUCCAAUGCAGAGAAACACUGUGAGACAUUCAACAGUCACCUUGCAGGUGCAGAGACGUAUCAGGACUACAACACGGUCCGCGCCGUGGCCCAGUUCUCAGGCUAUGGCGACAUCUGGAUAGGAGGCUUCUACUUCCAGAGUUCCUGGAGGUGGAUUGACGGGUCACAUUUCGAUUACACCAACUGGUACUCACAUUCCCCUGGAUCAUCAUACCCUUGCAUUUACCAACACCGUGCGGGCUGGGUCAGCAGCAACUGUGCGAGCGCACGUACCUUCAUCUGUGUCAGGAAGGCCUGCUAAUGACACAGACAGACCACCACUGCCUGAAAAUACAUUACAGUACAUGUAGGACAGGGGUAGGAAUGGUAGGCAAAUGCAAAUAUGAUGUUUAGUGAAUGCAUGACAUGGAUGAAUGAAUAAACAUCUAUUUUAAAUGAUGACUGAUAUAUUUUAAGGAUGAAUGACUGGAGUGAAUGAGUGAAUAGGCUGUUUUUAUGUUAACAAUGUUUUUUUGUUAUUGCUGUUAGUGUAUUGUUUUAAAAGCCAUUCUAGGGACGAGCAUUGGAAACUAGCUUUUAGCUCUAAGUGCUAUGAUGCUUGCUGUUUGGCUGUUUUUCAACCUACAUGCUAUG